Molecule: messenger RNA, 711 nt
Organism: Mauremys reevesii (Reeves's turtle)
Lineage: Eukaryota; Metazoa; Chordata; Testudines; Geoemydidae
Product: butyrophilin-like protein 2
Exons: 3
Source: RefSeq, a predicted model, not a curated record
GCAAUCACUUCACAAUGCACAUAGGAGUCAAAAUAUUGUCCAUCUCCAGUGUUCCAUUGCUUUUUGUCUUGAAAUGGUUUUGGGGUGAUUUUACUGUUACUGUACAUGUUAAUCCUGCAGUUGUCUUGGUUGGGCAAGCUGUGACAUUGUCCUGCCAUCUCAUAGGCCAGAUCCCCGCUAACAUUCAAGUGCAUUGGUACAAAUUGGAAAGGAACAAAAAUACGACAUUAUAUUUUUACAAUAGCACAGAAAAAGAGACUGAGUUGGGCUUGGCUGAGGACCAGCAUAGGAUCAAAGGACGAUAUAGGAAUGGAGUCGCUAGGGUGAAGCUCUUUCCAGUGCAAGUAGAAGAUAAUGGGCAGUAUGUGUGUGCCGUGACAAGCGAUGGUGUCUAUCAAGAAGCUAUCAUCCAGGUGACUGUUCCAGGUUUUGGAUCUGCACCUCGCGUAACUAUAGAACAUCAGCAGAAUAAUUCAACCACUCUGAGAUGUGCGUCCCAAGGGUGGUACCCACAGCCUGAAGUACGCUGGACGGACAGCACAGGACAAAAAAUAACUGUUAUGGCUGAAACAAGAAUCCAGAAAGAUGUGACAGAGCUGUAUCAAAUCCAUAGUACACUCAGGGUAGCAGAUACUGCUACUGACACCAUCUCAUGCACUAUAAUAAACCCCUUGCUGAAGAGGCACCGCAAAACAGUUAUUGCAAUUUCAG